Messenger RNA from Meloidogyne enterolobii, 1224 nucleotides. NCBI's taxonomy places the organism in Eukaryota, Metazoa, Nematoda, Chromadorea, Rhabditida, Meloidogynidae. The record is from the annotation of a GenBank genome assembly.
UAUAAUGUCGUCGAUGCCCCAGCUAUCCAACGAUAUUUUACAAAUUAUAUCUGAAAAGUUACUUUUUAAAAAACCACCUGAUGAUAAAAUGUUUAAUCAAAUGGAUCUGCGAUCAUUGAAUGCUUAUACUCUUUUCAUGUAUCACAGUGUAAAAAACAUGCGAUCUUUUCUCUCCAAUUUUACUAAAAUGAAACGUCUUGAACUUCUUAAUAGUGGUGACAAUUUUAAAAUUAAUUUGUACAAAGACGAAAGUUUACCAUUUAAUAUGAUUAAUAGUAAUGAUUUUACUGGACCAUACUCCGUUUCUAAGCAAUUAAUUUUGGAUCUUCUUUGUGCUGGAUUACUACGUACUUCAUUCAUUAGAAUAAGUCAUGCUUUAGAGGAAUUGCCAGAUGAAAUACUUAAACACUUGAUAAAUCCAAAAGCUUUAGAUACUAAAUUAUGUCCGUCAACUUCAAACUUAAGCAUCUCGAAAGUGGAAGUCGACGAGUCUGCAGCGACUUUUCAAAAGCAUCUAAUUACUUUGCUUUCCAUUAAUGCGGAGAAUGUUGAAUUUUGCAGUUUUUGGGAGAAUCUUAUUUUUGAAUGCAGUUCAUCCAAAGUACCUCCAAUUGUUAUUGAGCGUACAAAGAAGAUUUUAACCAAAUGUAGUCUUGACAUGGAAUCGACAAACAAUUUUCGCGACAAUUUCAAAAGUUAUAUACAAUUUCUGCUUCUUUGCUGCUCAAAUCUUGAAUAUCUGGAAUUUGAAUGUACUUCAAACUCUACUUCUCCCAACGACUAUAUUAUAAAUUUGGAGGCCCUUAUAAUUUCAAUUAUAGAAGAUCUCAAACAUCAGCAUCGCGGUAGUAAAAAUUUGAAGAUACGAAUUGAAUUCACUGCAAAUUUCGAAGAGGUUUUAUUCGAGUCGAUUUCGAAUGAACAUAAAAUUUUCACGUUGGGAAAUUCAUUUGUCAUUGAUGAAUUAUCUGAUGAUUCUCCAUACUUUGCACGUAGUAUAAAAUUUAAUGAUUCAAUUGGGAGACAGCAUGAGUGUUUAUUUCAAAUCUUCUCUGAAAAGCCAGAUCUUUCUGAUUGUAUGUUUUAUAGAAAUUGUGCUUUUCAAUUCCAAAAAAUAUUUUUUGACAGAUAAUAUAACUAAUUAUGAUUAUGAUGGAGAUUAUGAUAACUAUGGAGAUUCUGAUCAUACUGAAGAUUAUGAUGAAUAUGACUUCGAUGAAUAUG